Molecule: messenger RNA, 135 nt
Organism: Dentiscutata erythropus
Lineage: Eukaryota; Fungi; Glomeromycota; Glomeromycetes; Diversisporales; Gigasporaceae
Source: the annotation of a GenBank genome assembly
AUGACAUCUGUUAAAUUAUCUUCAGACAAUCCAAUGUCAUUACAACAUUUGGCAAAUCUUGCUAAUUUGUUGAAUUGCUUAACUGAGUCACUAGCGAAAUCUCAAAAUUUAAGACGGUUUCUUCAAGCAAGCUAA